This is a messenger RNA of Juglans microcarpa x Juglans regia, 1245 nucleotides long. RefSeq names its product F-box/FBD/LRR-repeat protein At1g13570-like. NCBI's taxonomy places the organism in Eukaryota, Viridiplantae, Streptophyta, Magnoliopsida, Fagales, Juglandaceae. Gene Ontology annotation, molecular function: protein binding. The record is from RefSeq and is a predicted model, not a curated record. The coding region runs from base 1 to 1245 and encodes 414 amino acids. The transcript is spliced from 3 exons.
AUGGAAAAGCAUACUGAUGUUGACAGGAUUAGCAAUCUACCAUGGGAUGUAUUAGACACAAUUCUUGUCAGCAUGCCGUUAAAAGAAGCUGCAAGGACUAGUAUCUUAUCGCGUAAAUGGAGAUCCAAAUGGACUGGCCUUUCACAGUUCAUUAUUAACGACACAUGUCUCCCCAGUUAUUUAUCAGACAAAGUAGUAAGAUGGAAAGAGAUCAUGAAAAUCAUUCAUCAGGUCCGGUUAAAUCACAGUGGCCCAAUAGAGAAGUUUAAGCUUGCUACUUAUUGCCACCCAAACCAUUCUGAUUUGGAGCAGUGGAUUCAAUUUUUAACAGAGAAAGGUAUCAAGGAGUUGAUUCUGCAGGAGUUUGACAGUGUUAAGCGUUUUAAGUUGCCUUCUUGCCUAUUCUCUUGUCCGCAGUUAAGUUGCUUGGAACUUUAUGGUUGCAUAGUCAGUCUGUCUCCUACAUUCAGAGGUUUUAACUGUCUUGCAAGCCUCCAUCUCACUCACGUUUCCAUUAGCAGUUACACACUAGAAGUUUUAGUUGGUAACUGCCCCGUACUUGAAAGUUUGAUGUUGUUGCACAUUCAUCACCCAUCUUUUCUUAAGAUCAACAGUCUUAAACUUAAGCACCUAAAAAUAGAUUCCAAGUUUGAAGAUAUUUGUCUCGAAAAUGCUCCGCUUCUUUCAAGUGUUGAUAUUCGCUUAAGGAUCAUACCCCAGCGUCCUGAUCAAGUAAAAGCUUGCAAUUUGGUCAGAGUUAUUGGUUGUCUGCAUGGUAUUGGCAAGCUUAUUUUAUGCAGUCAUUUUCUUGAGUUCCUUGCUUAUAAUGAUGUACCAGAGAGACUUCCUAUCAUGCUUGACCAUCUGUUUGCGCUUGACCUAAGGGAAAUCAGAUUUGAGAGCAUAAUGGAUGUGAGGGUCCUGUUUUCCCUGCUUAGUAGCGCCCCAAAUUUAGAGGAACUGAUUAUUUCAGUUGGUCCUUCUAAUGAUUCAAACCCUGUCGUGCAUUUUCUGAAGGCACAGUGCCUAUUAGGCUCGUACUUCUACAAACUUAAAGUUGUGAAGAUAAGAGGUAUAUGGGGCACAACACCUGAGUUGGAGUUUAUCAGGUUUAUUCUUGCUCAUUCGCCGGUGCUUGAGAUGAUGACUAUUGUAAAAUACAGAGGUGAAAGGCUUUCUGAAUCGCUACUUCAGAGAGUUGAGCGGGCUUCAGAACAUGUGAAGAUUAUUAGUUUAACCUUGUAA